Messenger RNA from Pseudopipra pipra, 1378 nucleotides. It is a transcript of the gene RBM34, whose product is annotated as RNA binding motif protein 34. Gene Ontology annotation, molecular function: RNA binding. Lineage: Eukaryota; Metazoa; Chordata; Aves; Passeriformes; Pipridae. The record is from RefSeq and is a predicted model, not a curated record. The coding region runs from base 45 to 1322 and encodes 425 amino acids. The transcript has 10 exons.
AGUGACGCGCGCCCAGCCCGUUCCCGCCCAGCUCCGCAUCCACCAUGCGGGUCCGCAGGGAGGGCUCGGGGGCGCGGGACCCGCCGGCGGCCGGGAAGGAGCAGAAGGAGCAAGAGCAGUACGUGGUGGGGCAGGUGUCGGGCAGCCUCGGGGCGGGCGCGGCGCCCCCCGCGCCCCUCGCACGCCUGUUCCGCGGCGCCGCCCCGCCCGUGCUGGUGGCCGUGCCCGCGAAGGGAAAUAAGAAAAGGAAGCAUGCGGAAGAAGCGGAGAAAGUGUCAGAAGACCAGAGCUCUUUCAUCGUGCAAGAACCUUCGGUAAAAGCAAAGAAAGCCGGAAAAAAGGAACCUUCAAAAGCAGAGAAAAAACUGUCAGAGAGAGAGAACGCUUUGAAGCAGGCAGAUGAAGAGGAGGAUCAAAAAGUGUUUCAAAACAAAACGAAGCAAAAGAAAAAGGCUUCUCAAGCCAUCACCGAAAGUGUUGUUAAUUCACCUAUGGGCACAACUGCAAAACAACAAAAGAGAAAAAAGGUGGCUGAUGAAAAGGUAGACAGAAGAACAGUGUUUGUUGGAAACUUACCUGUCAGCUGUACUGUUCAGGUACUGAAGUCUCUUUUUAAGAAGUAUGGACAAAUCCAGUCCAUUCGCUUCCGGUCAUUGAUUCCAGCAGAAGAUACUAUAUCCAAAAAGGUAGCAGCAAUCAAGCACAAGCUGCACCCCAAUGCAAAGUUUGUUAAUGCUUAUGUUGUCUUUAAGGAAGAAUGUGACGCCGAGAAGGCUCUGAAGGAGAAUGGAACAGAAAUUGCUAGUGGAUUUCACAUCAGAGUUGACACCGCAUCUAAAACCAGUUCACAUGACAAUAAACGUUCUGUAUUCUUGGGAAAUCUGCCAUAUGACAUCCUUGAUGAUGCUGUGAGAGAACACUUCCAUGUCUGUGGAGAUGUCGUGGGAGUGCGAGUUGUGAGAGACAGAAAGACUGGCCUGGGAAAAGGCUUUGGAUACGUUCUCUUUGAGAACACAGAUGCUGUACAUCUUGCUCUGAAACUCAACAACUCUGUUCUGAUGGGAAGAAAGAUACGAGUGCAGCGCACAGGAGACAAGAGGAAAGCACCACAGAAAAUUCCAGGCCGGUCUCGUGCUCCCAAGGCUACAGUUAAUACCACAACAAAAAAGAAGAGCUCCUCUGAUGAUUCUUUUGUUGGUGAAAAAGCAACCCCGUUGAAGAAGAGCACUAAACCAAAAAGACUAAAAACUAUUCCUAGGAAAAAAGCUGGAAAAAACAAACAGAAGUUUGAUAAAAAUCGAGCAGAUAAAAAUGCUAAUUAGUGUCACAAAGAUUCAUGUAUGUAAGAGUGUUUUGUCAUAAAUUUUGUUUGCUAAUA